Molecule: messenger RNA, 1161 nt
Organism: Aspergillus japonicus CBS 114.51
Lineage: Eukaryota; Fungi; Ascomycota; Eurotiomycetes; Eurotiales; Aspergillaceae
Product: putative isomerase YbhE
Exons: 4
Coding region: 1-1161 (386 amino acids)
Molecular function (GO): protein binding; 6-phosphogluconolactonase activity
Source: RefSeq, a predicted model, not a curated record
AUGCAUUACAAACUUUUGUUAUCAGGCGACCGAGCCGACUUCACCACGCUCGCACUCGAUCUCGACAAGAAGAAGCUGAGCAUCCUCGCGAACUACGCCGCCCCUUACAAUGCUUCAUGGACCGAACCCGUGGUUUCGCAGGGUAGCGUCGACCAGCUAGUUGGGCUAUCCGAGGGCGAUGACGCCGGUCUUCUCUACAGCUUCGAAGUAGAUCAUGCACACAAGGCUUGCAAAAUCAGCAGCCAGCAGCCAACCCUAGGAGCACCGGGUCACUUCCUCACACUGCGCGACAAAUCUGCGCUGGCGCUUGCCACGUACCUGGGAGGUUCCAUUGCUCUUUACCCCAUUUCAGUCACCAGUUCCGGCACGCUACUGCUUGACAACGUCCCCCGAACCGAGAUCAUCCCGGAAUUCCCCUACCGGGCCGCGGGACACGGCCCGAAUCAAGGCCGACAGCGACAAUGCCAUGUCCAUCAGAUCCUUGAAGAUCAACGUGGCUUGCUCUACGCCCCGGACCUGGGAUCCGACCGAGUGUGGCUCCUCCGGCGCGAGGGGACGCAGAAGCUGGACAUCUGCGGCUGGCUGCAGUGUCCCCCCGGAACAGGGGCUCGGCAUGCCGUGUUGAGUCCGGAUGAGAGAAUCAUGUACGUCAUCGGAGAACUCUCACACACCGUCCUCGCCUUCGACCUCUCCGAUGGCCCCGCCGAAGCCAUCCCGCCCAUCGCUGGCUUCGCUCCCAACAUCAUCCCCCCGGAGAUCCCCCCCGACCAUCAGUUCAUGAUGGACUCUUCCGAGAUCUGUCUGCAUCCUUCGAUUCCCAAUGUUCUCUAUGUCAGCAAUCGGUGGGAACGGCACAUCGCGCGCCGCGAACCGCAUCUCCAGAGCGUGCCGCAGCAGCUCCCGCCCGGCGAUGCGAUUGCCAUUAUCUUGCUCUCUAACGACGGCAGGGAUGUCAAGGCGAUCAAGCACGUGCGCACCAAGCUCGAUGUCAUCCGUGGGAUGCGGGUCAGCGACGAUGGCCGGUACGUCGUGGCGGUUGGCCAGGAGGGGGGUGGUGUGGAGGUCUAUGAGAUUGGCGGGGAUCGAGGCGAUGUGUGGACCCUCGUGGCGAGUUUGGAUGAGGGAUUGGAGAGUGGCAUCAAACAUGCUGUGUGGCUGUAG